AUGAGACACUCAACAACAAACACCAAGGCUAAAAUGUUGGAAAUGGGUGGAAUUCCAUGGCAAUCAAAGGGUUGCAACUGUAGAAGGCGAAAGGUUAAGUGCGAUGAACGAAGACCCGAGUGUGAAAGGUGUGUAAAGCGGAGGAUCAAAUGCCAAGGAUGGAAGAGCCACUCCAAUGAAAUUGGAGCUCCCUCCAUAGUGGAAUUCAAAAGGCAAAAGAGCCUCACGAUUGCGGUCAAGCCUACAGGUCCAGCGCAAUACCCGAUACUUCCGGUAACGGUCUAUCCGGAACCGGCCAUGCGUGAUCAAGUUUUCGCAUCCUUCAUCCAGCGUUAUUUUCCCAGUAAAAAUUCCCCAUCAACCCUUCGCUCCGAGGAGUUUUUAGGUAGCAUGGUUGAUAGAGCCGUUUCCGCGAUUUCCUGUCUCUUCUUGGGAAAAACUAAUCGCGAUACUCCGAUCUUCCAGCACGGAGUGCAGCUAUACAACAGUGCGAUGCGACAAGUGUCUAACAUGAUACGUCAAGGUAUUUUGACAAAUGAGAUCUUAUACACGGUUGCUAUAUUCCAGGAGAUCAAUGCACUGUAUAAGGCACUGUAUGCUCCGAACGGUCUAAGUGCUCUGGGUACCCAUGUGGCAGGAAUGAACACACUCUUAGAAUACCUCAGGGUGAAGGAACAGAGUGAUCCCAUAAUUGAUGCGAUCCAUCACUACCAACAAAAGUUCAAUAUUCCCACGAAUGGUGAUCCAUUGCUUGAGAUUCUAGGAGCAUACGCAGACAGAAUACCUCGCGCGAUGCCCUAUUGCUUUCAGAGGAGCAUGAGAUUGUCGUGUUGCAAAAUUGCGUUAUUCGCUAUGUGUAUAGUUUCACUCAACUAUGUUGACAGCGGUAAUCGCGAGAAACAUGAGUGGUGCCGGGAAGUGAUUCGGCAUAUAGCAGGUUGUGGGUUUGAUAUUGCUACUCAUCUUUACGAAAUGACCGGCUAUCAGUGGAGGCGCCGAUGGGUCGCGGCAGAUCCGCUCACUUGUAUAUCUCUACGGCAAACAAACAGUCUUGUCUGUAGUUCGAAUCUGGAAGUUUUAUCCAAAAUAAAGGAGUGUCGUGCUGAGAAUGCAUCCAUUCAUUAUGGUGAUGAACUGGUGCUCGGCAGGCGGCCUACAGUUGACUGA
Penicillium cosmopolitanum is the source of this 1167-nucleotide messenger RNA. RefSeq names its product Zn(II)2Cys6 transcription factor domain-containing protein. Gene Ontology annotation, molecular function: zinc ion binding; DNA-binding transcription factor activity, RNA polymerase II-specific. Gene Ontology annotation, biological process: regulation of DNA-templated transcription. The transcript has 6 exons. Lineage: Eukaryota; Fungi; Ascomycota; Eurotiomycetes; Eurotiales; Aspergillaceae. Bases 1 to 1167 code for a protein of 388 amino acids. The record is from RefSeq and is a predicted model, not a curated record.